This is a messenger RNA of Plasmodium knowlesi strain H, 387 nucleotides long. Its product is annotated as multifunctional methyltransferase subunit TRM112, putative. Gene Ontology annotation, biological process: rRNA (guanine-N7)-methylation; tRNA methylation; peptidyl-glutamine methylation. The record is from RefSeq and is a predicted model, not a curated record. The transcript has 5 exons. Lineage: Eukaryota; Apicomplexa; Aconoidasida; Haemosporida; Plasmodiidae. Gene Ontology annotation, molecular function: protein heterodimerization activity. The coding region runs from base 1 to 387 and encodes 128 amino acids.
AUGAGACUUCUUACGCAUAACUUUUUAAAAUGCAACGAAACCCAGUGUAAUGGGGGAUAUCCGCUUUCAGUGGCACUGAACAAAGAUGCAGAGGAAAAUAUGAAAAUACUAGAACAAGAAAUUAAUGUAGAAUUUGUAAAAAAUGUUUUAACGAAGGUGGACUAUGACGUUUUGUAUCAAACGGCUAAACAGCUAGGGAUAAAUUUGCUGCCUAGCUACACAAGUCAACACCUUGAGGAUGAGGAAUUCCUGAACUCAGUUCACCAUGCCCUUUUUAAGGUGCACAUAAUGGAAGGAACGUUAAUAUGCCCCAAAUGCAAUGCUUCCUUUCCGAUAAAAGAUGGUAUUCCAAACAUGCUAUCGGGAAACGAGAACCAAACGGCGUGA